AUGCAUCCUUCUGGAAAAAGCCUCUGUGCGGUUCUUGCUAUCAUAUUUCUAGUCCUUUUUUGGCUGAGGUCCCCGAUCACAGUUACUCUCACUAUCUUUUCUUUCCCAGUCAUGUGGAAUUUGAGGGCAUCUUCGUUUCUCAUCUCUCGACAGCUCGAUGGCUUCGGCCUCGCCUUGGCCAAUUUCUCAGCCAGACAGGUGACUUCUCUUCCAGAUUAUCCUGACCUCGUACCCCCAGUCCUGAUCGCGUUUCUCUGGGUUAUUAUCCAGCCUCCGAACAAGCAGACUGGCCAACGGCGAGAGACAAUUGUCUGGCCGGCAGCAUUUGUGAAUGAUCGGUUCUCACUGUUGAAGGGUUUGUGGGACGGAUACAAGUAUCCGAUCCGAGAAAACCACGGUGUGGUCCUGAACAAGGAUCUCGACUACAGGCGCUCAUUUGGCCCACUGCGCGGCUCCAAUUUCGCUGCGCCAGCAGCCCAUCCGGUUGAGUUUUCCAACGGAUUUGUGAUAGCUAGUAAGUGCCAUCCCUUUCUUGGAGAGUUAGUACGCAAUCUGGCUGUGUACUACUGGAGAUGGUUUGGAUUACCAUAUCCGACUGCUAUGUUUAGUGGCGGGUUCCAUUAUGCCUUGACUAUCCGUGCACUCCGAAAGGGACUUCACAUCCUUUCGGGGAUAAAAGAAAAUCCCAACUUGCACACUCUAAACGGCGAUGUUAUGGCGCCUUUAUUUCAUCAUCUCGGCGCAUCAUUAUGGCAUUCUUUUGACGCAUUUUUGAUUGUUUCUGUAGGGAAGCCUGGAUCUCGUCUAUUAUGA
Molecule: messenger RNA, 813 nt
Organism: Hyaloscypha bicolor E
Lineage: Eukaryota; Fungi; Ascomycota; Leotiomycetes; Helotiales; Hyaloscyphaceae
Product: glycosyltransferase family 32 protein
Exons: 4
Coding region: 1-813 (270 amino acids)
Source: RefSeq, a predicted model, not a curated record